GCAGCAGCAUCGCGAGCUCUUCGGAAUGCUAGGCUAAUAACAACAAACCCCAAAUGCUAAGGCUUUGUAGUUACUUUGAUAAAAGUUGACGUUAUUACGAUUGUUCUAGUUUAUUCUUCCUACUAAAUGUGCGUUUAAGAGGAAAAAAUGAAUUAGAAUGAAAUGGCAACGAGUGUCGGCGCAGUUUUCCGAGUUUGGCCGACUUUGUUGAGUCAGCUAACGGCCUAGCUAGCGGGCUAACUGACGCUCGAACCCUCGGCUUUACCUGUCAGUGACACCUGGACCUGUUAUGAAAGAAUAUAAGAUAAUAUAAAGAAUGGUCUGAAGCGAUGCUCUGUUAGUAGACUGUCAAGUUAGACAGCCGCCUCUAGUUAAAACCAAGCUGGGCUGCUAGAAUGAGUUGGUUCAACGCUUCUCAUCUGUCCAGCUUUGCUAAGCAGGCUCUCAGCAGCGCCCAGAAGUCCAUCGACCGGGUGCUGGACAUUAAAGAAGGGGAUGAGUGGGAAGAAACCGUAACCCCUACUGUUGUGGAUGAACCAAGCAAGCCCGCAUCCACAGGAUGGGGGAUGAACCAGUGGGAUUCGGCUUCAGAAGAACGCCCGACGACCCUGACGCCUACCUCCGAGGCGAUCACCAAGCCAGUCACUCGUGCUGUGGUUGACGAAACUGAGAGUUUCUUCAGUUCCUUUCUGCCUCCUGGAGAUGUACAGCCAGUCAAGAAGACUCCAGUGGUCUCUGUGGCACCGACGAAAUCCUACCGGCGACCACAAGACAAAGCUGAAAAGGAUGAAAAGCCUCCUGACAAGGAUGAAGUAGACUUUUCCGAGGCAGACCAGGACGAACCGGUAGACAGCAAACCUGCAGAGGUAAAGCCAAAAGAACAAGCCGGUGUAUCUCAGCAUCCUGAACCUGUUCCUGAACCUCAGACACCGGAAACUGAGUCUCAGGGCACGGCGUUAAACCUACAAGUUGAAGAAGUGCAAACACCUUCGCCCACAGAGGGAGACGCUUUGGAGGCUGCCGAGAACUCUGGCCUUUCAGAGCCCAAGAGUCCAACCAAGGACCCCCCUAAAGACACAGUACUUGAUUCCAAAGAUCCUAAAUCAGAAGACAGGCAGAGCAACACACCAUCUCCCCCUGUGAGUGCUUUCUCCUCUGGUACCUCCACCACCAGUGACAUCGAGGUGCUCGACCACGAGAGUGUCAUAAGCGAGAGUUCAGCUAGCUCUAGGCAGGAGACUGCCGAAGCUAAAGCGGGUCUGCACCUCAUGCAAGGCUCCUUCCAGCUCCUCUCGGCCUCGGCUUGUGCAGAUUUCCCGCGCUUGGACGACUACUCAAAGCUAACGGAGAGCUGCGGAUCGUCGUCGGAUGCUUUCGAGCGCAUCGACUCAUUUAGCGUGCAUUCGCUGGACAGUCGCAGUGUCAGCGAGGUCAACUCGGACGAUGAGAACCCUGGAAAUCGCACCCUGGCAUCGGUCAUCGCCGGACCGAGUCCCAUUCCAGCGCUUCCGGCUCUGCCGACCAAUCAGGAGCCAAAAGAGGUGGAAGCGGGGAUGACGGACUCGAUAAAGGACCAGUCAGUGGACGAGAUGGAGGAAAGUGGGCGCAGUGCUACGCCAGUGAACUCCGAACAGCCCGAUGAGCUGCAGGAAGAAGAACAGGAAUCCAGUUCGCUUCUCACCUCGUCCAGAUCUGAGCCGGAUGAGUCCCGUGACUCAAUGAUGUCGCCUAUAACCGAGGAGCAAAAAGGAGCCUCUACAUUCCAGAUCCUGGAACCACAAAAGAUUGCCGAUGACCUCUCAAGCAGAUUAGAGAAAAGAGAAGCUCAGCUGCUGGCUAUAAGCAAGGACAAGGCUCGUCUAGAGGAGGAGUAUGAUAACCUCAAAGAUGAGAUGAUCAGUCUAAAGGAGGAGAGUUCCAGUGUGCAGUCGCUUAAAGAUGAGUUCACACAGCGCAUCGCCGAUGCCGAGAGGAAAGCCCAGCUCGCCUGCAAAGAGCGGGACAUCGCCAAGAAGGAAAUUAAGGGCCUCAGGGAGGAUUUGGCGACCCGAUUUAACUCCAGCGAAACUCUGGAAUUGAUUAAAGAAAAGGAGGAACAGAUAAAGGGCCUUCUAGAGGAGGGUGAGAAGCUCUCCAAGCAGCAGCUACAGCACUCCAACAUCAUCAAGAAACUGAGGGCUAAAGAAAAGGAGAGCGACACGAAGAUUACCAAGCAGUCCAAAAAACUCAAGGAGCAAGAGGACGAGCUCAAACAGCUGCAGCAGGUUCUAGAUGGGAAGGAGGAGGUGGAAAAGCAGCACAGAGAGAGCAUCAAGAAGUUGAACUCUGCUGUGGAGUGUCAGGACAAAGAGCUGAGCCAGUUGCAGACUGAAAAUGAAGAACUGCAAGAAAAGAACCGGAGCCUGCAAGCCGCCCUGGAUUCAUCUUAUAAGGAGCUUGCAGAGCUGCACAAGGCCAAUGCCACCAGGGCCAGCGAGGCACAGGAACUGGCUCUGAGCCACGAAAUAAAGGCUAGGGAGGAACUCAGCCUGGCAUUGGAGAAAGUCCAGGAGGAGGCCUGUCUGCAGCAGGAGGCUCUAGCUAAUCAGGUGGUAGACUUGAGGUCGGCUCUGCAAAGAGCUGAGCAGCAGCAGGCCAGGAAGGAGGAUUACCUACGAGAAGAGAUCAGUGAGCUUCAGCAGCGGUUGCAGGCGGCAGAAACCAGGAACCAGGAGUCGAGUCAGAGCGUUACCUCCACGACGAGGCCCCUUCUGCGGCAGAUCGAAAACCUGCAGGCCAACCUGGGUGCCCAGACAACGUCAUGGGAAAAACUGGAGAAAAGCAUCUCUGACCGUUUAGCCGAGGCCCAGGCCCAGCUGGCCGUCGCGGUGGAGAAGGAGCGCUCGGCAGCGGAGGAGCUGAACGCCAUCAGGGCUCAGCUGGCUUCUCUGGAGUCCCAGAACUCCUCGCUCAGACAGGAGAAGGGGCGGCUGCAGGGUCAGCUGGAUGCGGAGAAGACGCGACGUGAGAAUCUGGAGAACGACAGCAGCAGGGAGCACGUCGAACUGGAGAAUCUGAAAGGCGAGUACGCCCGAGCUUCUGAGGAGGCCAAGAAGGAGAAGCUGCUGCUUACGAACCAGCUCGAGAUGGAGAAGAUGAAGGUGGAGCAGGAGAAGAAGAAAUGCUAUCUUGCACAGGAGGCCCUGAAGGAAAAGGAGCAGAGAGCGGCGAGCGCAUCAGUCCGUGAGACUCUUGCGUCCUCCACUCCAUCACUCUCUCGCUCCAGUUCCAUCAGCGGGGCGGACCACAGCGGCCUGCACACUUCUCUACUCUCACAGGAGGAGUCUUUGGAUCACUCGUUCGGCACGAUGACCAUCAGUGGGAGCAGCUUGUAUGAGGUCGCACGUCUCAGCGGAGGCUCCAGCAUUAUCGAGAACCUGCAGUCUCAGCUCAAACUGCGUGAGGGAGAAAUCGCACAGCUUCAGAUAGAGAUCUCAAAUUUGGAGAGGACCCGCUCAGUAAUGGCUGAGGAACUGGUGCGACUGACCAAUCAGAAUGACGAAAUGGAGACCAAAGUAAAGGAGAUUCCCAGACUCAGAGUGCUGCUCAAGGAUCUGGAGCAGAGGCAUAACACCAUCCUGCAGAUGUACGGGGAGAAGGCGGAAGAGGCGGAGGAGCUCAGGCUGGACCUGGAGGACGUCAAGAACAUGUACAAGACUCAAAUCGACGAGCUGCUCAAAAACCAGAAAUAGACUCUUACUCAGUACUGGGAUCAGAACUACACGUGCAUUUACUGUAAGGACGAUUUACUUUCAGUGGUUGAGAGAUGUGCAAAAGACUCGUACUUCCAGGAGUUUACCUGGUGUUCCUUUAUCGCUGUAAUCUAAUGAUUAAUGAUCAGGUGUAUCAUCUAAGAACUAUUUAUGAGGCUUUAUGAGCUGAUGUGUUUAAUGUGAUCAGUAGUAGAAUUGAAAAAGGCAGUUUGGACCCUGAUUUUGUGCAGAUCCGUUUGCACCGUUAAGAUCGAAGAGAAAAUCUAACAGAAAUGUGUUCUCGAACUAUCCUGUCCAUAGAUCCUUUUUCUAUUUAAAUACUUUUAUCCUCCUGAAUUGAGUCACAUGAAUUAUGUGAUUAUUAUGGUAAGGAUUAGAUUUCUGAUUAGGGAUUCAUGUAAAUCGAGUAGAUUCGGGGUAAUGACGUCUGUGCUUGCACUACACUUUUCCUUCUGCGGUUACCUGGUGGUCUGGGAGUUACGAGAGCUUACGUUUGCACAGCAGCACUUCAUUAGACCUGGAGUUCAUGCCAUGUCAUGCCAGGAAUUCACAAAUCUUCCUUUAAACCAGCUGGUCUGCUAGUUGAAACUUCUGCUUGCUAUUUGGUCAGGCACGGCCACCUUGAACCUGACACUCAGGCAGGCAUUUUAUUGGGUACACCUACCGUAUGAGUGCACUUUUGUGCUUUUGCAAUUCGAAUAACUGUUUGUUUAACUGGAAUAUUCAGAUGGUAUAUUCAUAUAUACAGUAUUUCUCAGAAUUACUCAUCAAAAAAGUGGAAGGUUUAAUCAGUUUAAUGUACUGUGUCCAUUUCAAACAUAGACGUAAGGUUUUUUUUUACUUGAGGGUAAGGUUUUUGUCUACCCACUUAUGCAAAUUACGUAUGCAAUAUUUUAUACCAGUUGUUUUUAGUUUGCUUUAACAGAUAAAUAUAAAAGUGUGUGUAUUACUGCAUUACACAACCAAACGUGACAUUUCUAUUGCUUGGAAUGUAUUCGGUAUUUGAUCAUCCCUGCCUAAAACCAUCAAGAACAUCACCUCACACCUUAUUGCUGUCCAACAUCCAAAUAACUGGUCUGAAAAGUGCACCCAUAUACUUUGUGUACCAAAUAAAAUCUUAUCUUGAUGUCAUCCGAAGGUCUGUUAUUAAAAGAUGUUUUAGCUUCUGUGUAAAUGUGUAAAUAAAAUAAAUAAUAUUACCCUCUUGA
Molecule: messenger RNA, 4960 nt
Organism: Trichomycterus rosablanca
Lineage: Eukaryota; Metazoa; Chordata; Actinopteri; Siluriformes; Trichomycteridae
Gene: tmf1
Product: TATA element modulatory factor 1
Exons: 17
Coding region: 396-3731 (1111 amino acids)
Cellular component (GO): endoplasmic reticulum; Golgi apparatus
Source: RefSeq, a predicted model, not a curated record